Molecule: messenger RNA, 9062 nt
Organism: Cinara cedri
Lineage: Eukaryota; Metazoa; Arthropoda; Insecta; Hemiptera; Aphididae
Source: the annotation of a GenBank genome assembly
CUUGCACUAUUGUCUAGGCUUAGUAUUUGAUAGUCGGUGUACGGACUACGGGAAUCGCAUUGAUACGGUCGCAUUAUUAUCGUACGUAGUGUCGGCACUUGACUACGGGACGUGACGACGGACCACGUACCACACUGGAAACCAGUGGUAACCACCCGGUGACCAGUAACCGGUGAACGCAAAAAAAAAAUUCGUCGGCCGUCAUCGUCCGAUCGUCGCCGUUGAGCCCGUCAUCCCGAUUCCCGACGUGCGAUCGUCGAGAACGUAAAUUCCUAUUUAUUAUUAUUUUAAAUUUAUUAUAUAUUCGCGCUUAAUCGAUCGCGGACAGUUAUUUUACUCGCUCGUUUACAAUUUUCGCCGGGCACGCUCGGGAAAUAUCGCACUCGCGGCCACUGCCGAUCAAUCAAAUAGGGUAUUAUACAGGACUACGGCUCCGAAGAACAUAAUCCGUCGGCCGUUGGACGACGUUGUCUUUUCUACAGGUAAAAUAAUUAGUAAUAACGCUUAACAAUAACGAGAGAAAAAAAAAACAACCGUUAUGAAGCGACAAGUUGUAUUUUUCCAAAUUAUAUUGUAGAUACUUCGCCGAGUGCCGACGAAUAGUAAUCAAAUACAUGACACGACGUAUUACUGUCGGUGUUUACUGUCCAUUUUUCUCGCGUGUAUCUAUAGUUUUACAUUUACGUCCGCGUUGUUGGCGCCAGCCAAAGACAUUAUAAUAAUAUUAUUAUUAAGAGUUUCUCAAUAAUAUUUCUAUGGCGACGCUUUACCCUUGCACAAACUUCCGCUCGUCCGCCGCGUUUAACGGCGAUAUCGCCUUUUACGUCGGCGACAGGUACUCGCCAGUCCUUACGACGAGUGCCGCGGAACCCCGUGCCCGACUUGGUUGUUUAUUAUGACCUUAUCGGCCGUACGCCCGUACUGGUCGUCCGGACGACGCGCCCGUUGGGCGGUCGUAGUUGCGUGCAGGUACGCAAGUCCUCGAAGGUUUUAUCCCGACACCGCAUCAUUUACGUACAUUUCACGAUCCGCGGAUCCCGUGACCCGUUAUUUUGUAUAAUUGAUAACGACAUAACGUCUUGGGCUGCGCUCCGUUAUUAAACUUCCGAAACAUUUAAAAUUCGUCUUCGUUACAAAUAUUGUAUAUUUAUUAUAAUUCAUAGUACAACGGUGGUUCGUCUCGAGAAAAUCAUCGAUCGGCGGGGGUCCGUUCCGCGAGUUUGGCGCUACGUUUAUCGCAGACGAGCGAAUUCAAAAUCUCUCCAACGACGUUCUCUCGUAGGAGUCUGUACGAGUUUUUUCACGUUCUGAGACGGUUUUCGAGUGGGUAAAUCGUACAUAUUUAUUAUUGUUAAUUGGCGUUCUGGUCGAAUGACAUCAAAAUAUUAUCCGCGUGCGUGUGUAUAUGCGUUUUCUAGUACGCCCAUCUAUAGUCAUAGAUUAUCGUGGUCGAGGAGUAACUACCUAUUUAGCCUUAACCAGUUCUAAACCAUCUAAUAAUAUGCCGUUUCUCAAGGUUUAUUUAAUUAUUCGUAUUUCACCUCAUUGCUCAGGCGACUGUUUCACUGGAUAUUUUAUUGAGAAUCGUUGUGCUUCCAAUAUAUUAUUAUAGUCCCGUAUAUCUUGUAUCUUAAUAAUUUUAUUAUUAUCGGUAAUACUUUUAAUAUUAUAACACUAAAAUAUCGCCACAUACCUAAUUAUACAUUGUUAUUUAAUUCAUACUCUUAGGCAAAUAUCUGGGUAAAUAGGUAGGUUUUCUAGGUAUUUAUUAUUUAGAAUUUACUAUUCACCUCUUUUUUUUCAUAAGUAAUAGCUGGUAGGCACCUACCUAAUUAGUUUUCUAGUAUACAUUCAUAAAUUAUCAUAAUAUACUCUGCCAUAUGCAUAUAAACUCACCUUAUAUAGAUGCACCUAUAGGUACAUAGGUGUAACUUUUAUUUAUUUUUUUUUUUUUUGUUAUGGUGGUAAAUAAUUCUAGUAAGUUUUUAUUUGAAAAAAAAAAAUGUAACAACAUAAGUUGGUACCGUUUAGAUUUGAACAUGUUAUUUAUUCAAUAAAUUAAUUAUUUACCAAGAUAUAAUAUUAAUGUUAUAAAUUGUUAUAGGUAUUUUGCUUAAAAAAACAUUAUUUAUUACUCAUGGUCAUCAGUCAUUAUUAUGAUUAUUAUUGUUUAGGUAUGUGCCAUACCCAUGAAUGAAUAAAUAAAUAUUUUAAGUUUAUUUUAUCAAAUAUUAAAAACUAUUAUAAAUACAAUUAAUAUUGGUAGGUACCCAUAAAUAAUUUUAAAUUUGUAUGUACUAGUCAUAGGUGCUCAAUAUAUCUGAAUGUUAAUUAUUUAUCUAUUUCUAAUUGACUGAAAUGUUGAAUUAAAUAUGUAAUACCUAUAAUUAUAAAUGUUUUUGGUAUUUUUAAUAAUUCCUGUUUAAAUUGAAUCCUUAACUGUUUUAGGUCUAGGUGUUAUAAAAAAAUCUUCUGUUCUAAUAUAAUUAAUGGUUUUAGACGAGUUUUAUGUAUGUUGGUCAGUACAGUUUUAUUAACAGUUAGGUAUCUAAUUAAAACACUAUUGUAGCAAACAUGCAUACUUGAUCAUAAUUGAUAUUAAUUAACCGAAUAGUAGGUAUAGGCAAUAGUUAUUUUUAAUUAAAUGAAUAACAUUUACAUUGUUACUGAUAAAUACAUAUUAUACCUAUAUUAUUUUAGACUCAUAAGUAAAUAUGGCUAUAAAUGUGUAUUCAACUAACGUGACGUUGGAUAACUUGAGUCGUCAUGACAUGCUGGCAUGGGUAAAUGAUACAUUGUCUGCAAGUUUUACAAAAAUUGAAGAAUUAUGUUCUGGUGCAGCUUAUUGUCAAUUUAUGGAUAUGUUGUUCCCUGGUAAGUUAUUACAAUUUUUAUUUUGCUUAUUCAUAAUUUAAUGUUAAAAUUAUAAUUUUUUUUACAAAAAUCUUGUCUUGACAAUUACAAACACAAAAAAUAAAUCUGCUAAAUCGGUCUAUCCGUUUUCAAGUUAUGGCGUUAGUAACAAAAUAUCAAUUUUUUAUAUAUAUAUAUAUAGAUAAUGUGCUGAUUGUGUGAAAUACUUUAAACAUUUAUGUUUUAUUUUUGUAAAUCAUUUUGAAGUUAUUUUUUUUUUCUUAAUUAAAUCUUAUCUGUUUGUAGACAUUGAUUAAACAUAUUUUUUUAUCAUUGACCUAAUGGUUAUGAUAAUGGGAAAAGCUUUUUGUCUGGUACAUUCGAGAAAAAACAAUUGUAUUAAUUUACUUCUAUGAUAUCAAAUAUUUAUAGAUUAGUAAAUAUUACAAAAAAUUAACUACUUUAAAAAUAAAUAAUGAUUUUUUUUUUUUUAAUCACAAUCUUAUAAUUGUUUAAUUAAAUGUAUCAUUAAAAAAAAUAUGACAGUUCAAUCUAACAAAAUUGUGAUAGGCAUUGAUUCUAAGGCUAACAUUUAAUAUUUUAAUUAAAACCAUAUAUUUUGUACAAACACCUUUCAAGUACUUAUCACUUAUUAAUUCAUGAUACUAGUCAAUCAGUCUAUCUUCUGCUAUAUUCUACAAUAAAAAAUUAUCAAAAUUAUAUUUCUAAAAAUAUUCCUUGUAAAAGGUAGGUAUUACUAAGUUUCUGUCUAUACGUUAUUAAAAAAAAAAAUGAAUAAAGCAAGAAUGGUAUUAUGAAUAUGUCAUUUCAACACAAACUUAGUCUUCAAUUUUUGAAAACAUUUCAAAAACAAAAAUCCAUUAUUAUGUAUUAUUUUAUUUUUAUAUAUCUAUACAUAUAACUUAUGCUAUUACAUAGAUAGUAUUUACAAUCAGCUAUAUAUUUAAUUAUUUAAAUACAUGCAUGUGUUAAAUCUCAUAUUCUUAAUGAUUUUCAUAGAAAUUUAAAAAUUUCAUUAAAAUACUUUUAAAGUGUUUUUUUUAAUUAUUUAUAGGUAGUGUGCAAUUGAAACGAGUUAAAUUUAGAACAAAUCUGGAACAUGAAUAUAUACAAAAUUUUAAAAUACUUCAAGGAGCUUUUAAAAAAAUGUCAGUUGAUAAGGUAUGUUGAACAUUUUAUUAAAUAUAUAUCUAAUUCAAAGCUUAUUAUAAUAAAUCAAAAGUUUAAAAUAUUUGAUUUAAUUUAUGAUAUAAAUUACCUAAAUAUGAGUUAACAUUGUACUGUGAUAUUUUACACUAUACUUAGUACUAAUGAUUUUUUUUUUUACCUAUUUUAAGUAAUUAUAUACAAUUAUUUCAAAAAAGCAUUGGGUAUUCCAUUUAUGGGUUUAGUAUUUACCCACAAAUGGGGUGGUAAAAAAUUAAUUUACAGGUGAUUCCUGUUGAUCGCUUAAUCAAAGGACGUUUUCAAGACAACUUUGAAUUUUUACAAUGGUUCAAAAAAUUCUUUGAUGCUAAUUAUGACGGACGUGACUAUGAUGGUCUUGAAGCACGUGGUGGUGUUAUGGUUGGUUCUGGUACAACAGAAGUGUGUGGUUUCCAAGCACCUCCACCAUAUCGUGUACCACAAGCUGCUCGCACUUAUAGAAGUCCUUCCUAUGGACAUGGUACUCAUAAAUACUCGGUUUUUGUGUUUUUUAAUUAGGCUCAUAUAUUUAGUGGACAUUUAAUAUUCAUUGUCAGACAGAAAAUAUUUAAUCAAAUGUACACAAUAAUUUAUUAUACUUGCAUGUAAACAUAAUUUAAUAAUCUUCACAUCUAUGCCUACAUAUACCUACUAGUUUUCAGUUUUGAAUACCAUACUGUAGAAACAUAGUGAUUAGAAAUAUCAUCAAUUUAGAUGGAAUGUGUAUACAUCUUUAUAGUUCAUUGUGUUUUAGGUAGAUUGGUUAGCUAGUUGGUAUUUAAUAAUUUUAUUUAUUAUAUUUAUCUUUUUUUUUAGUUAUUUUUUUAUUUUAGAUUUAAACUUUUUUAUUUAUUUUUUAUACUACAGUGCAGGGUUAAAUCAAAUUAUUUUUGUCUUGGUUGGUAUCUUUGUGCUAAUGGUUUCAGAUUAUAAAUAACCUGUAUAAAAUGGUCAAAAUUUGGAAAAUUCUAAACUGGAUUUUACUAUUGAUAUAUUUUUAUUUAACACAUUGACGGAUAUUACUGCUAUAGCAAUAAUAUAUAAAAUGUCAUAUUACUACAAUACUGCUGAAGUAGUAAUCUUUUCAAUAGUAUCAAAUCAUAAAAGACAGUAGACUGCCACAUUAUUGCAGUCCAUACUGACAAUUUACAUAGAUUUUGAAUGUAGGUAUAGCACUACUAAUAUAACAGUAAAAAUUAAAUUACAAGUGUCCGUCAACGUGUUAAACUUAAAGUAUUCAUGAUUAUUUAUAUAAAUUAAGUAUAUCAAAUACUAUAUAUUUUAAAAUUUAAAAAACUUAACUUGAAAUAUUCUUAACGAUAAUAUUUCAUGACAUUUGAAUUCUAAAGGUUGCUAAAUGUAAGUUGUUAAAAAAAAAAAAUUAUGCACAAUUAUACCUAUUAUAGGUAAAGAUACAUUAGUCUUGUAAUUGAUACAAAUUGCUUGUGUUUGAUCAUCUAUAGUUUUUGAUUCCUUCAGAAUCAUAAAACUUUUGAUUUUUUGUUGAAUCUUUGUUGUUGAUCUUUUGUGAAAUAUAAGUUAUACAAAACUAAUAUGCGGAGCCUACAAAUUUAUAUAGAAACUGGACUACUACAGCAGAAGUCCCUAUUUAACAUGAAGUGAAAAUGUUACCAUUUUAUAAUGUUGUUAUUAUUGGUUGAUAAAAAUCUCCUUUUAAUAUCAAACAAUGGCCUUAUUUAGUAACUAUCUAUGAAAAUAAAAAAAAAUGUUGGAAAAAUGCUGAGUCCCCUCUUAACAUUUAGCAAUUUAUUUAUCUGCAAAAAUUUUAUUUUUAAUUUCUACAAAUUAUUAAAUUGAGUGGAGUUUUCUAGUACAAUUUGAUAUAUGAUUUAUUUUUUUCAAUGUGUGUGAUUAAAAGUCUGAUAAACAUCCGGCUGGAUAUAAUUAGUCAUUUAAUAUUAAUUAAUAUUAUUAGUAAUAUUAGUAAUAAUAUUUUAUAAGUUUUCAUCUUACCUUUUCUUCACGGUAGAUACUUACUUGUUGAACACUAAAAUUUCAAAUUUAGUACUAAAUAAAGUGUUUUUAAGAAUUUGACUACUUUAAUUUAAAUAUCUUGCCAUUUGUUUCGUUAUAAUUUAUUAUUGGGAUUUGUAAAAACCAUUCUAUUUAACUGUUGAAUUAAUAUUAUUAUUUUUUUUUUGUUUAUUUUUUAUUAUUAUUAUUUUUUUUUUUUUUUAAAUUUUGUCAUGGUUUUUUAUUUUGCAGAUAGUACCCAUAGAUAGGCUGGUCAAGGGACGUUUUCAGGAUAAUUUCGAGUUUUUGCAAUGGUUCAAAAAGUUUUUUGACACCAAUUAUCAAAUGAAUGAAUACGACCCAGUAGGUGCGCGCAGUGGUGAGGGAAUGGGAGCAGCCGGUGCAGCAGCCAGAGCGGGUCCUGUGAAAAAGCCAUCAGCGGCAGUACCACCUAGAAAUGCUACCACCACUAAUCGUUUAUUCCGUCCCGCGAGUAACAGCAAUAGUUCGUAUUUUAACUCGAAAUUAUCCCAAAUCCCCGGCAAUAUGCUUUUUCAUUUGCUUUGUUAUAAUUUAGUUUUCCUUAACUUUAUUUAAUUAAUAUAAAAUAAUUUUUUUUUUUAAAUAAAUUAUUUACAAUUUCUCAAUAGAGGUAUUUAAUAAAGUGUAAUUUUAUUUUUAGUGUCUAAUCGCGUACCUUCAACAAGACCAGCAGCACCUGCUGCUAGUCAGCGUGACAGGGGUGAUCAUAAAAUUGAUGAACUUACUAGACAGGUAAACUUAAUACACCUAUAGAUUUUUUUAAUUUUAGUAAUUUAAUGGUACCUCUAUAAAUUUGUUUUAAUAUAGAUGAGCGAUUUAAGAGUUACAGUUGAAGGUCUGGAAAAGGAACGUGAUUUCUAUUUUGGUAAAUUGCGAGACAUUGAGGUGAUAUGCCAGGAACAAGAAAGUGAGCAUCCAUUAUUCUCAAAAGUAUUGGAAAUUCUUUACGCUACUGAGGUAUGUAUGCAAAAAAAGUUUAUUUUAUACAAAUAUUUUCUAAAGAUUAAAACAAAAUUUUAUAAAUUUAAUAAUAUUGAAUAAUAUUAUUGACUUAUUCUGAACUCUUACCAAACUAAAGCAAAUAACUUUUUUUAUAAAUAUUGUGUACAGUUUUAGUAUAUAAUUUUGUUCAUUUAUGUAGGCCCUUUAACAUUUGUUGGCUAGUUUACAAUUAUUUUGUUAAAGGAAUUCUACCAAUUAUCUAAAAACAACGCAUCACUAAGCAUUCCUGAAAAUAUAUUUAACUUUAGUUUUUUCUAAUUAAAACUAUUAGACAGAUCAUGUUUAUUAAAAAUGUGAAGAAAAAUAGUUUUAAAUCUAUUUAAUCUUACCAAGUUCACAUACAGUGAAUUUUUAUCAUGGCCCAACCAAUAAAUAAGAUUCCAAAUAAGUUUGAUUUCUUUUUUUUUUUAAUCAUUUUGAUUAAUUUUUAUGUUUUUCAAUUUGAAUAGAGGAUAUUUUUCUAGAAAUGUUGAUAUACUCCGUCUCACGAGAGAAGGUACACGCUUUUUCAUCUGUUGCUGCAUAUCUCCCAAAGGAGUGGGAGAAAUUCGGCUUCUGAGCUCUCGUGAGACUUAGUAUAAAGUCUGAAUUUGUAUGCAAUAACAUAUUUUUAACAAACGUAUGCUGUUUGAUUGGAGUAAGAAAUGUUUGUGUUUUAUAACCUGUAGAAUCUAUUAUAACAUUUUUUUUUUUUUAUAUAUAUAUAUAAGUGCAUAUUUUGACUGAAAAUAUUUUGAAAUAUUUUAGCAUAUUUCCGCUAUAUUGGAUUAUAUUACAGAAAUACUGUUUUUAAUUUAGUUGAGUUUAUUUUUUGUCAUCGAUUUAGUGAUUUACUGUGAUAAAUUGUUGUUUGUAUACUCAUGAGCAAAUAUAUUUUUACACUGAUAUACCCACAAAGUUACAAUUUACCAAUAAAUAAUAAUAGAAUCUAUUAUCUACAAUCUAAUAAUCUAACUAUCAAUGAUUUUUAUUUAAUAUUUUGAGUAUAGUAAGAAUAUUUUUGGGAAUAUUUCAUCAAUUUUUGCUGUAUAUAACAGAAUAUAUAUAUCUAGAUUAUAUUGAUACGUGUAACCCUACUAUCAGAUUUACCAUUUAUGAGUUUAAACCAGAGGAGUAAGGUGAUCUGCACAUCUACUUUAAAUUAAUAAAUUGAUUACUAUUCCUUAUUAUUUUUUAAUUGUCAUAACUGACUAUAAAAUAUUCAUAACAUUAGAACUUCUUUAGAAAAAUAGUUUUUAUUAUAAAUUAAAAUUAAGUUACUGUAUUAAUGAAUAUAUAACAAAAAAAACUGGCAUAAUAAUAAUACAAAUUGAACAUUUAUUUAACUACUUUUGUUGUUUGAGAUUCUAAAUAGAGAAAGGAAUAAAUUGAUUUUAUAAUGGUUUUAAUUUUUUUUUUUUACAACUUUUCUACUAGCAAUUUUGCUCCAAUUUACAAUGAUAGUAUUUUUCUAAAAGGAAAUCUGACUGACUGUGGUCAUUUUUUAUUUUCUCAAGAGGUUUCUUAAUAAAUGGAAAAACUUAAGAAAAGGAGGAAAAUAGGUAAAAUAUUAAACAAAUAUUAUUAAAAAAAAUAUAUAAUGCAUAUGUAAUUAUUUUUACCAUACCAUACUUACCCGCUCAAAAUCGUUUUUUGUUUGUUAGCAUUGGUUUAUUGUUGCUUUCAGAUAUACAUUAAAUUUCCCCUCUACUACUUUCCCAACUUCUCACAUUUAACAGUGGCUGCACCCGUCCCCAUUAUCCUACGAUAGAUUUUUUUUAAUAAUGUAGAUUAGUAAAAAUGUGUUUAUGAUAUUUCAGGAAGGAUUUGCUGCUCCAGAAGAGGUUGAUACUAACAAUCACGAUGAUGAUGAAGCUUACUAAUAGUCUCUUUAAAUUUUUUUACUCCAUUAUGAUUUUUUUUAAAAAUGAUAUUUAUUAUAUUUUACAGUACGCAGUAUAAUAAAAAUGCUAAAAGCACAUGUUCAAAAUUGUGUGUGUAUGGUC